This is a messenger RNA of Gavia stellata (red-throated loon), 2290 nucleotides long. RefSeq names its product AU RNA binding methylglutaconyl-CoA hydratase (gene AUH). The coding region runs from base 32 to 676 and encodes 214 amino acids. Gene Ontology annotation, biological process: fatty acid beta-oxidation. NCBI's taxonomy places the organism in Eukaryota, Metazoa, Chordata, Aves, Gaviiformes, Gaviidae. Gene Ontology annotation, molecular function: enoyl-CoA hydratase activity. The record is from RefSeq and is a predicted model, not a curated record. Gene Ontology annotation, cellular component: mitochondrion. The transcript has 8 exons.
CAAGAAUGCGCUUAACAAAAAUGUUUUAAAAAUGAUGUCAAAAGCUGUGGAUGCUUUGAAAUCUGAUAAGAAAGUACGAACUGUUAUAUUCCGGAGUGAAGUCCCAGGGAUAUUCUCUGCUGGUGCUGACCUUAAAGAAAGAGCAAAAAUGCACUCAAGUGAAGUUAGUUCUUUUGUCUCAAAAGCAAGAGCAACUAUUAAUGAAAUGGCUAAUUUGCCUGUACCUACCAUUGCUGCAAUAGAUGGAACUGCAUUAGGUGGUGGCCUUGAACUUGCGUUAGCCUGUGAUAUAAGAGUGGCAGCCUCUUCUGCUAAAAUGGGCCUAGUUGAAACAAAGUUGGCAAUCAUUCCAGGUGCAGGGGGAACGCAGAGAUUACCUCGCACAAUUGGAGUGUCUUUGGCAAAAGAACUAAUCUUCUCUGCACGUAUUGUAGAUGGUGAGGAAGCAAAAUCAAUAGGAUUGAUUAGCCAUGUGGUAGAACAGAAUGAAGCAGGGGAUGCUGCAUACAGAAGAGCAUUAGCUCUGGCAAAAGAAUUUUUACCUCAGGGACCAGUAGCAAUGAGAGUUGCAAAACUGGCCAUCAAUCAGGGAAUGGAGACUAUUCCAACAAAAGAUAGAAUUGAAGGUCUUCUUGCAUUUAAGGAGAAGAGACCUCCUCACUACAAGGGAGAAUAAAAGAAGCUGAUGCCUUUAAAAUACAGUGGGAUAAAAGUACUGCUGUGAGGACCAUUAAGGUGCACUUUGCAUCUUCACCUGGAAUAUCACAACCACCAAAGUAAAAGCAAAUCAUACUGAUGUUACAACAUUUUGAAUGUGUCCAUACUUGUACUGAGCCCAGAUAGAAAUGUGUGUCAGCUCAUGCUCCUUACAGUUUCUGAAGGUUGAUCUGUGUAUUGGCAAGGUCACAGGUUCAUGCAGCAUUUUUAAAAUUUCAUGUGUAUGAAACAUACCAUUCCACAAUUGAAAAAGCUCUGUAAAUUCUUUAUAUAGGCAAAACCUGUAUGUGAUGUUAAGUGUAAAUCUGCUGUAUCAUUUUAUCAAGACAAAAGCGACUAGUGAACACCAAAAAUAAGAAAUUGUACCAAAUAUGCAUUAAAAAGAUUCUGUAUACCAGUAAAAAUUAUAUUUGAGUAUUCUACCUGAAUAUGUAUGUUAUUAAUAAAGCUAAGGGAAAUGGGAAGGAUUAUUGUUUGGAAAACGUUAGGCUUUAUUUAUCUGACUUACACUAUUCUAAGUAAAAUGAAAUUAACUUUAGCAUAUAAUGGCAUCCUGUUGAUGGAGUCAACUGACGUUAUAUUUAUUUAAUUAUAUUAAAUGAAGAUAUUUUCGAGGGCAGCCUUAGAUUAUGCAUUUUUGUAUGUUAAACCUGGCUUUGUCUUGCGUUCUUCCAACAUAUUGUCUGAUCAGCACUGUCUGCUGUGAAAGAACUUUAUGUCACUUGCCCCAGUUAUUUUAAAUUUUUGAUGAUUGUAUUAAAGAUUGUUGUGCAGGGAUGCAACUAAUGCACUGUUAAAGAAACUAGAAUUCUCUUGAUCUCCUUUUGCAGAUCCUAAUAAUGUAUAUUUAUAUAAAAUGGGGAUGUUACUGAAAUGUUCUUUAUUCUGUGGCGGCCUCAGGGUUCUUUUCAUACAUUGAAAGAGAAAUUCAGUAGGUUACGAGGUGAGAAAACUGUUGUGAUUCAUACUGUAUAUUUGUUGUGGACAUGGCAUAUACAGCAAAUGCCUGGAAAUAACCUCUUAGAAAGUAUUUUUGUUAACUUGACUGGAAAAUAAACAUGGCUUAGCAGUCAGAGGCUGUCUUUCUAUAUAAAAAAAAAAUUAUUCAUGUUUGGUUACCAUUGGCUCACGAAACUUGUGCAUGCUCUGCUGUUUCUGCAACAUUAACUACGGUCACUGUCCAUAUCUAUGAUGAUAAAGCAGCUGAUCAACAUGAAAUGACAAGAACUCAUUUAAAUUCAUAUUUAGACAUAUCAUUACAUGUAAAUUGAUUAUAACUGGUAGAGCACACACUUUGUUGACUGGUAAACUCGCUGAGUCGAUCAUUUCAUGCACGAUAAUUUGCAAAUAAAGUACCGGUGCUUGUUUUGAUAGUCAUAUAAAGCCUAGAGGGUCAUUUUCUCGUGUUUUUGAAAUGCUAACAUGUCAUUUUCAUUUUUACUGAGUAGGAAAUAAUUAUGUUAAUAGGAGAAAAAAAUAUUAAGUCUAUGCUGACGGGUUUCUGUUUCAUAACUUUGAUAUACACUCUGGUUAUUGAGCUGUUGCUGUUUUUCUAAUAAGCGCUGAUUAAGUA